Fusarium verticillioides 7600 is the source of this 1365-nucleotide messenger RNA. RefSeq lists its product as hypothetical. The record is from RefSeq and is a predicted model, not a curated record. The transcript has 2 exons. Bases 110 to 1234 code for a protein of 374 amino acids. Lineage: Eukaryota; Fungi; Ascomycota; Sordariomycetes; Hypocreales; Nectriaceae.
CGCAGGAAAAAAAUUAUUUUUCCUUCGAGCUACUGAUAAAGCCCCCACUAUCAUAUCAAACUGAACUUUUUUGUUGCAUCCCCAUCACAUCUACAACUUUGCGACAACAAUGGCACCCUCAAAAGAAGUUGUCGCUCCCGGCGCUGCCGCCGUCGCAGCAAUUGACCCUGAUCAGACCUUGAAAGCUUCAAAGGCUCUUCUCGCACACAUCAAGAAGGCCGCCAAGCAAAAGGCCGACGAGUCUGAAAAGCGCAAUCUCCUCGACGACGAUGAAGAUCCUACCACGACUCCCAUCUGGCUCAACCUGACGACCAAGCGCCACAUCGUCGACAAGGCGCGUCUCCAGCCCGGAAAGAUCUCCCUUCCUCACUCGCUCAACAACGAAGAGACCACCAUCUGCCUCAUCACCGCCGAGCCCCAGCGCGCCUACAAGAACAUUGUCGCCUCUGAGGACUUCCCCGCCGAGCUGGGCAAGCGCAUCACUCGUGUCAUCGACUACGGAAAGCUCAAGGCCAAGUACAGCCAGUACGAGGCCCAGAGGAAGCUCUUCGCCGAGGCGGAUAUCUUCCUCGGUGACGAUCGCAUCAUCAACAGAUUACCCAAGAUCUUGGGAAAGACCUUUUACAAGACAACGCAGAAGCGACCUGUCCCUGUUAACCUGCAGGCCAAGGCUCCAAAGGUCGAUGGAAAGCGCCAGAAGCGUGUCAAGACUGAGGGUACCGUCAACGCAGGCACUCCCGCCGAGAUCGCCAAGGAGGUUCAGAAGGCCGUCAACUCUGCAUUCGUCAGCCUGAACCCUUCAACAAACACCUCGAUCCGAAUUGGAUAUUCCGGUUGGACCGCCGAGCAGAUCGCCGAGAACGUCGAUGCCGUUGUCACCGGUAUGAUCGAGAAGUGGAUUCCCCAGAAGUGGCGCAACAUGAAGAGCAUCUACAUCAAGGGUCCCGAGACCACCGCCCUUCCCAUCUGGCUGACCGAUGAGCUCUGGGUCGACGAGAAGGACGUCAUUGCCGAGGGCGAGGCCGCCAAGGGUGAGAAGCCCAACAUUGGAAAGAAGCGCAAGUCUCUCGACAACACCGACGAGGCUGAGACCGCCGUCGCCCCUACGAAGAAGGCCAAGAAGCAGAAGCAGCUCCCAGAGGCCGACGACGGCAAGCUCGAUAAGCAAAUCUCGGACCGCAAGGCUCGGUUGAGGAAGCAAAAGGCAUCGGCCAGCAAGGCCAUUGACAACUGAAACGUGCAAUUCAAGGCAUCGGUGUUGAGGCGUUCGUUGAAGGGCGGAAAGCCCACAGAAUAGAAUUGUAGCUAUACUUGCAUUAACAACACAAUACAAUACAAUAUUGAUGGUCUUAUGCAUCUCUUGCG